Molecule: messenger RNA, 2988 nt
Organism: Striga asiatica
Lineage: Eukaryota; Viridiplantae; Streptophyta; Magnoliopsida; Lamiales; Orobanchaceae
Source: the annotation of a GenBank genome assembly
AUGGAUAGAGUUGACUCAGCUGCGAUUGCUCUUGUUAUUCCUUUCCGUGGCUUACUGUCUUUCCUGAUGGAGCCGUUCUUUUCUUUGAUAGAGGAAGUGACAUCUAAGGGGUCGGCAUCGAAAAGUAGAAGGCAAAGGGACUACGAAAGAGUGUCUCGAGAAGGGGCUUUGAGGAAUGGGAGAAGCUUUGAAAUCAGCUCCUCUGUCAGACCACGACUCUAUCAUUUUCAUGAGAGCCUCUCUAUGCGGUAUACUUUUGCUUCGACUUCCACUCUUUGUCUUGUCCCAUUGACUGUGCUCGGACUGCUGGAGCCUAAACUGGGACUUGACUUCGAAACUUCCUCUAUGACUUCACCUUCGUUCGUUGGGGAGAGGGAAGGCAAUCACUCUUUCAGCAAAGGGGCGAGAUCCGAUCACUCACUUUUAAGAACGAGAGCCAUCAACAAAGCCGGAAACAACAAAGAUGCAUUGACCAAGAACAAAGUCUCUUCCGCCUCUGUCUUUGCAGCCUAUCCUACAGGAUGGGUGGAUCCCAAUAUCCGAAUGGGGAGAGUGACGAGUGGAAACGAGCAUCAGGAAGGGAAGAGUGAUGGAACUGAACGUCCGAUUCGGAUCCCUCCGUUGUUUCCUUUUCCUUCCGCACCUUUUCCUCGAAAUGAGAAAGAAGAUGCUGACCGGAGAAAGGCUAAGCUGACUUUGCCACGGCUCGAUGAGAGCCCAAGGACAUCGGGUACAGCAGCUUCCCUCCCCUUCACGAAAAGCAGACAUGAGAUAAGAAAUCCAGUCUUUCACCACGGGAAGAAGUCUGACAAGUGUCGGGAAGGAGAUGAGGGUGGUCGUAGAUCAGAAGCCACAUCGAGCGAAAAGAAGAGCUUAGAGAUUACGAGGAUCGACGAAGUUGAGGAGAGUGAGCAUUGGGCACAUAGUAGACAUCUUUCUUGCGAGAGGUUACACUUGACUUCAGUCCUGUGUCCCUUCGGGUUCUCCCUACUCUCUCUUCUGGAGUUUCCGCUUUCCUGUUUUCGUAGCUGCGAGUCAAUUUGCUGUGUUCAUACAGGUCACGCGGUGGAUCUUAGAAGGUCUACUCACGUCAAGGCAGUCUUCCACAUUUCUGAGGAACAUGAUUCUGAUGAGACUCCUGACGGGACGGAGAAGACUCAUUAUUUAGAACUCUCUGGGAGUUUUCUGUCAUUCUAUUCCGGGGUAGCUCUUCCGAAAGCCGGCCAACAAGCCCUGUUUUCGGAAGAAAAACAAGUAUCUAUUUCCCACAUGGUAAACCGAUUGACUUAUUCCACCGAAACUUCCACUGCACCAAGAGAAAGGAAAAAAAGCAGAAGUCCCAUCUGCUUCCUAGGAAAAGUCAGUAAGCCAAUCUCUUGGAAAGUGCUUCCUUCAUUCGCUUGGGCGAAGAAAGAGGAGCAGGAACAACAGGUUGUCCUCUCCCGGUCCCCGGCCCUAAGCAAGAACUUAGUGGAAAAGGCGUCUGUGAAGGUAGGUCUUGCUCAAGACAAGGCCAAAGCCGAGGGGAAAGAUUGGCCACUGGAAUGGACGAGAAAGACUAGUCGCUUUCUAACGCAGAGAGAGCUACCGCCGAGUUCGGGUCCGGGAUUCUUUCGCUUAGAUCUUCUUACCGAGGGUAUGACUACAAGAGCACAGCCAGCUGUAUUCAUGCUCCUCGAAGUACCCCUUUCUUGUCCACAGCUAGACAGCUCGUACUCAUUUGCCCAACAGUGGCUCGAUUACAUUGACCUUCUCUACCCAAUUAAGGGCAAAGCUCAGUCUCUGAUUGGUAUCGUUGAAGUCAGAGAGAACUCGUCUUUCACUGCUAGGUCAGCUAGCCUAUUUCGUAGUUGCAGGUGGGAAGGCUCGAUUACAUUGACCUUCGAUCCCGCAAGCUAUGCAAUUGAAGAAAAAAGUGGAGUUAAGAACGAGUCAAUUACAUCGAACCUGAAAUAUCAAGCGGGGGCAGACGUGGCUACACGCAAAUCCCUUGGGUUGCUCGAUGAUGGGAAUAACCUGAACGACAUCUUAUCUUUCGAUCUUUUACCAUCCGCUAUCCCAAGCUUUCUUGAUGAUCUCACAGCUUACCGCCUUUACAUCGAUUCUGAUGCGGACUGUUUGAUACUAACUGGCUUGAAGCUGGUGAUCAAAAGACUAGCUAUUUUCACAGAGUUGUCAAAGCCAAAGCUGCUCAGAGCAGAAUUAACUCGAUCGCCUCUGCUACAGGAUGGACAAGAAUUUCAUCGGCUCCUCCGACUCCCGAAUCUGACCGACCGACAUGCAGAUGUUCGUCAGCGCGCGAACAAGAGCGCCCGCAGUCAACAAAAAGUCACUUAUGAUCUGAUACCUCCCCUGAUACCAAGAUUCCGGUCCAGCCCGAGCUCCAGGAACCUCGCUAACCAACUAGGCCAGUUACUCAAAUACUGGGGCCUGGGACCUUCCAGCUUUUCCACCCCGGCCGGUUCCGCCCUAUCUCUCCUUUUCGAUCCUUUGCCAGCCCCCCUUCCCAGCUGCCCAUUGCUCCGCUUGUUUUCUGGGAAUUUCUCUUUUAUUCAAGAUCACGGCUCUUUGAAAUUCCUUUUCUUUUCUAUGGGUUUUGUAAAGCUGGCAUGGCAACUGUCUGGCAGCCCAACCGCUGAACCGCAAGGAGGCAUCCCGACCCGCGCUGCAGAGCAAUGCCUUACCUACGGUACGAAGGAGCCGAACCAUCUGAAGCCCAGACACGUUCCACCCAUCGUCCAACCCCGAUUUCGUAGCCCAAAGAAAGACCCUAUGACUGGGUCCGAGCUUCCCAACCUUCCGGCAUCAACGAAUGGAGGUACGAACACUUCGGUUCCUCGAACCAAGCUUAUCACCCCAGGUAUCCUCCACCAGCUGGAUCCGGUCCAAUGCAAUCCAUUUGUCUCUCGAGGACCAGCUCAACAUCAACUUUUGCUUGCUAUCAAGGUCCAAAAAGCCUUACUUCCUCUCCUUUUAGUCGAGCGUUAA